UUUCUUUUAUUGCGUGUAAAUGCCACCAUAUUUUGGUUAAUAUUGGCUUACUUUUUUUUUUUAUCUCCGCAUGUCUUCAGACGAAAAAGGCGCAACUUUAGCAAAGAGGCUACAGAAGUUCUCAACGAAUAUUUCUACUCACAUUUGGCAAACCCAUAUCCAUCAGAGGAGGCUAAAGAAGAGCUGGCUAAAAAAUGUGGAAUCACAGUCUCUCAAGUUUCUAACUGGUUUGGGAAUAAACGAAUUCGUUACAAGAAGAACAUCGUAAAGGCUCAAGAAGAGGCUAAUAUGUAUGCAGCAGCGACCGCAGCGGCCGCCGCCGCUGCCAGUUCCGGUGGUUUGCCACCUUCCGGCGGAGCACCAACGGGCGAUGAGGUAACAUUCAAUCUAAAGAGUAUUCCAUUCGACUUAAUUAAGGAGAUGGCUUCUAUUAUUUUCAAUACUUUUUAUACUUCAUUAAUUUUGGGCUCAACUGUAGUUUCAGACAUUUAG
Protopolystoma xenopodis is the source of this 492-nucleotide messenger RNA. Lineage: Eukaryota; Metazoa; Platyhelminthes; Monogenea; Polystomatidea; Polystomatidae. The record is from the annotation of a GenBank genome assembly.